Penicillium brevicompactum is the source of this 768-nucleotide messenger RNA. RefSeq names its product class I SAM-dependent methyltransferase. The coding region runs from base 1 to 768 and encodes 255 amino acids. Gene Ontology annotation, molecular function: methyltransferase activity. The record is from RefSeq and is a predicted model, not a curated record. Lineage: Eukaryota; Fungi; Ascomycota; Eurotiomycetes; Eurotiales; Aspergillaceae. The transcript has 5 exons.
AUGAACAAGUCCAACUCCGACGACGAUUCAUUAUUCCCCGGGUUCGACAGCCUCGGAGAUGAGACUUACACAACGAGUGUCACUUCAAGUGCGCUGAACUACCAAGCUCCAGUCACAGCCCCACAAAGAGUGUUAGAUCUCGGGACGGGAACGGGAAUAUGGGCUAUUGACUAUGCCGAGGUACCACCAAAUUGUCGAUUCGAGGUUGAUGAUUUUGACCAAGCCUGGUCACACAACCAGCCGUUUGACUUCAUCCAUGGCCGUGAGCUAGAGGGCUUCAUCCGUGACCAUGACCGAUUGUUCAAGCAGGCAUUCGAGCAUUUGAACCCCAAUGGAUGGUUUGAGAUGGCCACUUUUGAAACAAAAACCUACUCAGACGAUGGUACACACCUUAACGCAACAAACUUCCUCUACGCCAUCCAGAACAUGCAUGAAUCUUCAAAACUCUUCGGAAAAGACAUGGCAUCAUCACCAACGUGGAAGUCUCGAAUGGAGCAAGUCGGAUUCAUCAAUGUGACCGAAGACAUCUAUGUGUUACCUCAAAGCCCAUGGCCGAAGGACCCAAAGCUCAAGGAGCUUGGUCGGUAUCAUCAACUCAAUAUGAUGGAAGCCAUAGCGCCCUACACAUAUGCGUUAUUCACACGGAUGCUCGGCUGGUCACGCGAAGAGAUCGAAGCGUUGUUAGCGGGUAUUCGGAAAGAGCUGCGAAAUACAUCCCAUCACCUAUACACAAAGGUGCGGGUCGUAUAUGGUCAAAAGCCCGGAUGA